Molecule: messenger RNA, 3885 nt
Organism: Zygosaccharomyces rouxii
Lineage: Eukaryota; Fungi; Ascomycota; Saccharomycetes; Saccharomycetales; Saccharomycetaceae
Gene: SGS1
Product: ATP-dependent DNA helicase SGS1
Exons: 1
Coding region: 1-3885 (1294 amino acids)
Biological process (GO): double-strand break repair via homologous recombination; DNA replication
Cellular component (GO): RecQ family helicase-topoisomerase III complex; nucleus; cytoplasm
Molecular function (GO): 3'-5' DNA helicase activity; ATP binding; four-way junction helicase activity
Source: RefSeq, a predicted model, not a curated record
AUGAGUAUGGUUUCCAAGCCAUCAAAUAACUUAAGAAGUGAAUGUAAGUGGCUGAAGGAGACUAAUAGCUUACAGGAGGAAAAGGAACUUGCAUUGAAAGUCAUUAAUAGCAAUACAUUGAAUAAAAGGCCGAGGGUAGAUAAAGUGUCACAAGAAACAUCAGUUAGUUCGAUUACACCUUUGAGUAGCUUUAACAAUGAUACUCAACUGCCACAGCGAGAAUCACAGUCACAAUCGAAACAGAAACAACCACCGCUACCGACAGCACCAAGGCAGGUACCAAAUUAUUCGACACAGAGAAGGGAUAGAAGUGAAUUACAGAGGCUGUUGAUUGGAUGUCUUAAAUCUCAGAAUAAAUUACUGUUACGAAGGUGUCGAAUAAGUGAGUCAACUUCUUUAUCGGAGGAUGCAAAGAGGACACAGAUCGUUGAUGGGAUCAAACCUGAACUUUCCAAGUUGAUGUCACAGAUGACAACUCUAGAGGAGGAAUUGGAUAUUUUAUCACAAUCCAACGAUACAAAUUUAUCUACUGAUCGUACUCAUUCUACAGUUAUUCCUAGUCCAGAGGAGAUGAAUCCUGGUGAUGAGAUUUCAGCAGCUCCGGAACCGGCAGCGACGGAAGCGCUACUGUUUUCAUCAAAACCUGUGCAAAAUGAAUUAGUUCAAGUACUCGAAGAAGAUGAUGACGACAUGGAACCCAUGAUAGUCUCUCAAAAGGAUCAGCAAAGGGCGUCUACGAUGACACCAUUGAGUCAACAGGAAAGUGAAUCAGAACAAGCGCGGAGGAGUAUUGCCGCCAGAAAUCUCCGAAAUAGAGAAAAUAACGUUAACUACCGGAUUCCGGACCAUGAUGAUCCGUUUGACUAUGUGAUGGGGGUUGCAGAAAACCACGGAGAAGCUUCAGAUGUUACUAUGGAUGCUGAAGAUGAUAUUGAUUCCAAUUACCUGAAGUCCGACGAUGGAACAGAAAAUAAAGUAGAUCAAAGUGACUUAGAUUUUGUGGUUAUGGAUGAAGAAGCUCGAGACAGUAUAGAUCGUUCCUACCAGGAUUCUCAAUGGCCCGGGCUCAGUGAAAGCCAAAAACAAGACAUCGAAAAUGAUUCCAUUGAAAUGAUACUUUCAUCUCCACAACCUAAGAUGACACAAACAUCACCUGCAGAUGAGAAUGUGGAACGUAUAGACUUAAUUGAGGAUGAUUUUGAGAAAGAUCAAAUUGUAGAGGAUACAAUGAUGAACGAUUAUGGAGUUGCGCCAUUUGUAAGAAAUAUGAAUGCAAAUUUAUCAAAUUCCGAUUUAGAACUAAUAGUGAGUGAAGGUAAUGAAGAAGAGGAAGCUGAAGCCAUAUCAGACAGUGAUCUGGAAAAAUUUGACGAAGAAAGAGAAAAUAGGGCACAAGUUCCAGAUAUCAAGGAAUUAGACGACGACUUGAAGAUAAUUAACGAACGUAAAUUAGAGGAAGAAGAUUUUCUGCCGACGCCUAUAAUGGUAAAACAAGAGAAUCCACCAGAAUUAAUCACCAAAAUCCAUAAAUCACAAGAUAUUCUUGACGAUGAUGACGACGAUUUAUUAAGAGAUAUCGCUAAAGGGGAUCAGGACAAAGCUGUUGUACAUCAACCACAACCUCGCUAUGCGUGGUCUGAUGAAGUAGAUUAUCGUUUACACCAAAGUUUUGGCUUAAGAAGUUUCAGACCGAACCAAUUGCAAGCGGUCAAUUCUACUCUAGCUGGUAAAGAUGUAUUUGUGCUAAUGCCUACAGGUGGUGGUAAAUCGCUAUGUUAUCAAUUACCCGCUAUUGUAAAGUCAGGUAAGACUAGGGGUACGACGAUUGUCAUAUCACCUUUAAUUUCACUAAUGCAAGAUCAAGUGGAACAUCUACUGAACAAUAACAUCAAGGCGAGUAUGUUCAGUUCAAGAGGUACCGCUGAUCAAAGGAGACAAACGUUUAAUCUAUUUAUACAUGGGCUCUUGGAUCUCAUAUACAUUUCACCUGAAAUGAUCAGUGCGUCAGAACAAUGUAAAAGAGGUAUAAAGAAGCUCCACAAUGAUGGUAAAUUGGCACGAAUAGUGGUGGAUGAAGCUCAUUGUGUCUCUAAUUGGGGUCAUGACUUUAGACCGGAUUACAAGGAACUGAAAUAUUUUAAAAGAGAAUACCCUCAUGUGCCAAUGAUGGCACUUACUGCAACUGCAAGUGAACAAGUUAGGUUAGAUGUUAUUCAUAAUUUGGAGCUUAAGGAUCCCGUCUUCUUAAAGCAAAGCUUCAAUAGAAAGAAUUUGUUCUAUGGGGUUGUAAGAAAGACUAAAAACACCAUUGCAGAAAUCUGUGAAUCUAUAAACACCAGGUUUGCUAAUCAAACUGGAAUCAUUUAUUGUCAUUCUAAAAAUUCGUGUGAGCAGACAGCGGCUCAAAUACAACGCAAUGGCAUUAGAUGUGCGUUCUAUCAUGCAGGCAUGGAACCAGAUGAAAGGUCAGAUGUACAACGAGCUUGGCAAAAUGAUGAUUUACAAGUGAUUUGUGCUACAGUUGCAUUUGGUAUGGGUAUCGAUAAGGCUGAUGUGAGAUUUGUGUAUCACUACACGGUUCCUCGUACUUUAGAAGGUUAUUAUCAAGAAACUGGUAGAGCUGGUAGAGAUGGUAAACCUUCAUUUUGCAUUACUUACUACACGUUUAGAGAUGUUAGAUCUAUUCAAACCAUGAUUCAAAAGGAUAAAAACUUGGAUAAGGAUAAUAAGGAAAAGCAUUUGAACAAACUGCAAAAUGUCAUGAUGUAUUGUGAAAAUGGUCUCGAUUGUAGACGUAAAUUAGUACUUUCCUAUUUCAACGAAGAAUUCGACGCUAAAGACUGUCACAAAAAUUGUGAUAACUGUUGUAAUAGUUUCAAAGUUGCCACUGAGCAAAGAGACGUUACAGAGGAUGCUAAAAAAAUUGUUAAAUUGGUUGAUGAGUUACAAGAUAGUCGUGUGACACUCAUCUAUUGCCAAGAUAUUUUCAAAGGUUCAAGGAGUUCAAAAAUUGUACAAGCUGGUCACACUGAAUUAGAAUUUCAUGGUGCUGGUAAAAGUAUGCCCAAAUCUGACGUGGAGAGAAUUUUUUUUCAAUUAAUCAAUUUAGGUAUUUUGGCAGAAUAUCCUAUCGUAAACAAUAGUGGAUUUGCCUCUAAUUAUGUGAAAUUGGGUAAGCGUGCUCGCGAACUUUUGAGGGGGGCUUUGCCGGUACAAAUGCAAUUUAACAUGUCGAGUUCAAGACCUAAUUCAGGAUUAGAUUCUAAUGCACUCCCCCCGUCAUCAUCGACUUCAAGAAUCAGCAGUAGAACUGUUAAUCUAGGUGGUAAUAAAAGAGAUAAUCAUACAGUGGAACCGAUUUCCCUGAACAAUGAAAACGAAUGGAAAUCUACCCAAGAAUUAAGUGAGUUGACACAUGCAUAUGAAACUUUGAAAGAGGCUUCUAUGAAUGCAGGAUACAGAAUGAACCCACCAGUGACAAAUUUUAUUCCUGAUGCUGCAUUGAGAAAAUUGGCUAAGAAGUUACCCAUAAGUGAAAGUGAAUUUUCCAGCAUGCCAGAAAUAGGACCUCGUCAUGCUAAAAAAUUUAAAGUGUUCAGAAAAACUAUAAUGGAGUUAAGAAGACGUCGGAGUAAUUUAGGUGGCGGUAAUGAUAUUAAUGCAAGUAACAGUAUUGUUCUAAGUGAAGGGAGUUUACCUGACAACAGUGUAGUUGCAUCCAGAUUUAUCGCCAUGGAUUCUGCAGAGAGUCAACAGAAUGAAGAAAUUAUAAGGCAAAUAAGAAUGAGCCAACAGAGGUCAACUCAACCAUCACAACCUUCGCAACGGACUGGUAGGGCUUCAAAGUCUUCAUACUCCAAGAAGCGAUUUAAAAGAAGAGGAUAG